AUGGCGUCCGCGCGAUCUCUGGGCCUCCACGAACCCUCAGCCGUCCCUUACCUGGUCACAGAGGGCAUUCUUCCUCCGGAUCCAUCAGAUGACCAAUACAAAUGGUCGACAAGUGUGGAUGAUAGCGGGCUGACUGGCCCCGUGGACGAUGAGCUGGUGUGGACGAAGCAUUGUGUGGUAUGGUCCCGCGCAGGGAUAGUGAAGAGAGUCUUCCGGCUCGACCCCGAGAAAGAGGAGAUUCGGCAUGCUUUGUUUACCUACUUCGCGGCGGGAAGAAUCAAGCGCUCUGGUCGAGACGUCAUCAACCAAGUGUCGGGCGCGCGGGGAGGUGGGCAGGCCCAGCGAUCUCGGAAUCAGCAAUUGGCAAGCUCGGGCUCGACGUUGGAUUUGCAUGGAGAUACGCGAGUCGCGGUUGUUGCACCCCAAAAAGCCAACGACAAGCUCUCCCGGGCGUUAGUGGUGGUCCUUAAGUCGCAAGCCCAUAUCUUUUUCGUUGCGGGCAACAGCCACACCGUUCCUCUUCCAUUUGAGGUCGAUACUGUUUUUGCAACUCCUCGGGGACUUAUAUUCCAGAGAAAGGUCCCGGAAGACCAUGAGGCACGCCAGCACCCAACCGCGCCUCCCAAUUCCUUCAUGUCCGCCUCUCUAUUCGAUCCCCGUGCUUCUCAAUCUUCUACCACCAAAAGCAAGCGUCCAUCUUUGAAAAUCUCGUCUGUUCAAGGGCCCGCGUGGGUGCCAAAGCCCAGUUCAAGCGCUGACCUCCCCCGGGUGUUUUCUCUGAUCAACCCUCAUUCGGAAAUGGGCCUCGUGGUGACUUCGCAGGCGUCGUCUAGUUGGCUGCAAAGCAGUGUCAGCAGUACGGGUCGAAGACCGUCAGGGCCAUCUGUGCUAGAUUCAUCAGAUGAAAUUGUCUACAUCUCCCAAAAAGACGAACUCCCAAAUUCUGCUCAAUUCUCAACGAGCGUUCCUUUGAUUCUAGUGGUCACCUUGAACACAACUACAGGGCUCUAUACGAUAUGGACUGCCCGAUAUAGAGACGAUGACUUCGAAGCCUCAUUAAAAGAAAAGUCCAGGCGAGAGACGGGAGGUACUCGAUCGAAGAGGCGAAGCUCGCAUUUCGGAAUGGCUACCGGCGCAACCACACCCGCCGCUCGAGGACCACGGGAGAGCUUUGGGGCCUGGCCAGAGUCCCGUAAUGCGUCCCACCAAACUGAGACGAAACUUGACGAAGAUGAUCUGGCUUCACGGGUAGCACAGGACUUUGGCGAUGUCGGGCUGCCCCUCAAGACAUCAAGACGGGUCAGCUCAUUGCUUGCACGCACCGAUCUAGCGACCAGCCAGGAUCGGAUUACAUUUUCAGACCUUGCCACUGGAAGCCAGUCAAGCACUAUGCCCCAUGGUGGCCCCAGACAGUCCAUGGGAGGCGCGAGCACCCGUGCAAGCUUUGGUUUCAAUCCUCGAGGCUCGUUACCCCCUGCAACUGGCUCUGUCUAUAGUACUGUGGGUAGCUUCGCAGAUGCCCCCGUUGAUAGACUACUUGAGGAGCUCAACAAUGACGUUCUAUCGGAGGGGCUUGAGAACAUUGCCCUUCGAGAAUCAACGUCCGGCCUACCAGAGGAACUGUUGUUGUCCAAAGUGGACAGCUUCUCGUCCAGAUUCUCCGCGAACUUUCAUUCCUCCACUCAGCAAACGUCCUCGCGCCGCUUGAAGGUCUCGACACUAUCUUCUAUGGACUAUGGAAAUGCGCAAAACGGAAACGCUGCGUUUGUGGCGGUCUGCAUAGUGGACCAAUCCUCCCGAAACAUGACUGUCGUGAAUUUGCGAGCAGACCGUGUGGCUGCAUCGAAACAGCGAAAAAAGCGGCAGCGGCCACUUCUGGUGCACUCAGCAGGCAUCCAACAUGUUCCCAGCGUAUUGGAUGCCCGCAAGGUCUUUGAUGGAGACAUCUCCAGAAUCCUAACUCUGAGUGUGUCCGACAAUGGCCAGCGUGAAUUGUCCCUACAGACCCCUUGGGGAAGUCCAACGAAAAUCGAUAUUCCUUUGCCACUGCAGAUUUAUGAGCCACAUGGAAUCUCGGCAACUAAGAUUGUAAAUCGUCCGAGGGAGAGUGGCGUCAACAGAGUCCUGGCAGACCCCGGCCUUGUUUUCAUCGAGCUUGACCACGAUUGCUCGAGGGGCAAGGUCGAUUUGGUGGACAGUGACAAGCAACGGCACCGGCUCCAGAUCCAAAUGGAGCCUCGCAACGAUCUGGUGAAGAAGAUCCUGCGAGUCUGCAAAUUCGUCCUGCGUGACUCGGAGAAGGCUGGCGAUGGCAUGCUAGUGGCCUGGUGGGAAGUAUACAAGUGGCUUCAGGGCAGAGAAGAGAUCAUAGACAAUCUAGAAUGGACUGCCAUGGUGGUCGUGUUAUUUUCAUUGGCCAUUCCAUUCAUCAGCCACGCCCAGCCCCAGACGCCAGCCAAGCGGAUGCGCAGGAAGAAAGGUCUGCUCCGGUCGAGCAGUGGCAGUUACGUUGAUCUGGAAAGCUGGGAAGCGAUGCUUGACCUGGAAUCCGGAUCAUCUGGUGUUGUGGCACCAUGGAUGAUGGAAAGUUCUUGGGGGUGGAUCGUUGAACAAGACGCGAUUGAGGACCUGGCUGCACGCGAUGCGUCCCGGACACCGAAGGCAGAACAGCCCAAUGCAAGCCGGUCAACCUAUCGUCACAAUUCUUACUUGCUCCGAUGCAUAUCGCUGUGUCGUGAAUUCCUCCAGAGUCCGAGGGGCUCCAAAGCCACCGAUCGUGAAGGAUAUUUACCCAUCUCCGGAGCUUUCUCUGAGAACACGAGACGCACAUCGCUUUGUACAUUGCUGGUUGGCUUGCACCUUCUCCGUGAAGAACAGAAGCUCUCCAUCGGUGACUCUGAGGGGGCACAGCGACCAUUGGGUCUUCUAGCCCCUGUCCUUGCACAAAUUGGCGGCUGGCUGGGCUGGCGGUCAUGGAAAUGGACCGAGGAUGCUUACUUCGAUUUCCUCGCUCGAUGUCCCCCACGAACCUUUUACCCCCCAUCAAUAUUCACAUUUCUCAUCGAUGCCGCGGACCAAUCUUCCUCGAAUUUCAUCACCCUUCUCGACCUCAUAAAUGCACCGGAUCGAGCUCCUAGGAAAGGACGAAUGUGGCGAGAGUGCUUCAACCUCACCCCAAAAACCUUGGCGUUGAAAUGCUUCUUCUCCGAGAUACCGAAUGCGUCGACGCCGUUGGAAAAGGUUAGACUAUUACACCGAUGGGGUCUCACCAAGAGCAUUAUCGAUACGUUCCCUGAAGGUGUUAGCGCACCACUAUAUGAAGCUGUCAUGCGGUGCCAGAUGGACGCUUCAACCUCCUGGAAUGCAACACUUCUGGAACUGAUCGACCGGGAGGACCUCUACAUGUCGAUGAACUCUGCCAAUACCCAUUCGCUAGCAACUUCGCAACAACCAUCCCUUUCCCAUGAUGCCGUGCGAGACUUCCAUCUCAUUAGCACGUCGGCCCUGGACAUCGACACCAUCAGCGCCUUUGAAGCCUCCGCGGAAGCUGAUCGGUUUUCAGUCACAAGAUUGAUUUUCCGGGAGGACAAGCGCUUCAUCGAAGCUGCCCGCCUGCUAAACCAAUCCAAAGCUCCCGUGGCUGAGUGUGUUCCCGAGGCAGAUUGGUCCGACGCGGACCUGUUAGAUGCGCAGAAAGAGCUUGUGCAGUUGGUGACCUUUAGGACAUUGUCAACUCCCGCGGGCCGUGCUAUGCUUUCCUUUAGUGGUCGACUGCCUCUGUUGACUGAGAAGCUGCCAAUCCCGUCCUUCUCCCUGCAAUGUGUUAUGAAGCCGUCCAACGUGACCAUCAGCGCCGAAAGGUCCGCAUUCACGGAAGAAAAAGUGUGCUGGGCCUUCUUUCACAACGGAGUAUCCACUGGCCUGGCUAUCUCCAAAGCGUCCAAGGGGAUCGAUACCUCGUGGAUCCUCUUCAACAAGCCUCAGGAUCUCACCAACCGCCAUGCGGGUUUCCUGCUUGCCCUGGGUCUGAACGGUCAUCUCAAGUCUCUGGCCAAGUGGGUUGCAUUCAAGUACCUUACGCCAAAGCACACCAUGACAUCCAUCGGUCUUCUUUUGGGUCUAUCUGCUUCAUAUCUGGGCACGAUGGACACACUAAUCACACGCCUGUUGUCUGUGCACGUUACAAGAAUGUUGCCAAUCGGUGCAGCAGAACUCAACUUGUCUCCUUUAACGCAAACUGCCGGGAUUAUGGGGAUCGGACUGCUUUUCUGCGGCUCUCAGCAUCGACGGAUGAGCGAAGUCAUGUUGUCAGAGAUUGAGAACAUUGAACAAGAUGAACAGUCCACCUCUCAAGAGGAUCUCCGUGAUGAAGGAUAUCGCCUCGCCGCAGGAUUUGCACUGGGGCUUAUAAACCUGGGCAAGGGUAACGAUUUACGCGGAAUGCGUGACAUGCACAUUGUCGAGCGACUGUUGGCCGUUGCAGUUGGUACCAAGAACGUUGAUUUGUCUCAUGUUCUCGACCGUGCCACGGCCGGUGCCACGAUUGCACUCACUAUCAUCUUCAUGAAGACCAACGACUCGGUGCUAGCCCAGAAAAUCGACAUCCCUGACACCACGGUACGUUUUGACUAUGUGCGGCCAGACCUUUUCCUUCUGAGGACCUUGGCGCGGCACCUCAUUAUGUGGGAUAGCAUUCGACCUACCACCGACUGGAUCAGCCAGAGUCUGCCAAAGGUGUACCGGCGACGAUCGCGCCUUUCAGGUGUUCGCCAGCUGCGUAGCGAAGACAUGCCUUUCUUCAACAUCAUUGCGGGACUCUGCUUCACCCUGGGUCUCCGCUACUCUGGCUCUGGCCAUGGGCCAGCACGGGAUCUGUUGCUGUUCUACCUCGACCAGUUCCUCCGCAUCUCGCGUUUACCAGCCCUGAAUUACGAUAGCAAGCUCGCGCGCAACUCUGUUCGGAACUGUCAGGACAUUGUUGCCUUGGCCACCUCCACGGUCAUGGCCGGCACAGGCGACUUGGCCCUUUUCCGGCGUCUGCGCUCGCUUCACGGUCGCAUUGAUGCCGAUACAUCCUAUGGCAGCCACAUGGCGGCACACAUGGCAAUCGGGAUGCUCUUCCUGGGCGGAGGCAGCUACACGCUUGGAACAUCCGACCUGGCCGUAGCCUCGCUCCUCUGCGCUUUCUAUCCGAUCUUCCCAACCACCGUGCUCGACAACAAGUGCCAUCUCCAAGCCUUCCGGCAUCUCUGGGUCCUCGCCGCAGAACCACGUUGCCUGGUCCCGCGUGACCUCGACACCCGGCGUCCGAUCUCUAUCCCCAUCACCAUCACUUCGCACGACGGCGCCAUCCGCACCCUUACCGCACCUUGCCUCCUCCCAGACCCUACGAGCAUCAGUCACAUCGAAGUCUGCGGUCCAGACCACUGGCCAUUGGUCCUUGAAUUCAGUCAGAACGACGCCCUGCGAGAAAAAUUCCGGCAUGGCGAUCCCUCCAUCUACCUCCGUCGCAAAGCUAUUCACAGCGCCUCGGGUUCCUCCUCCAUUUUCUCCUCUACCCUUACAGGUCUCAGCGAAGCUCAGGAUAUCCUCCCCUCCACUGCUGGUGCCUCGGCUAAAUUCAAGGGCGCUCCGCCGUCCGCUUGGCCGAACCGCACUGCUUUACUUUCCGGUUCUGAAUCCAGCUCUGCUGCUACAACCACACCCUCCCAGUCCCCCUGGGACUGGAUCUUCCAGCUCCCUUCCCUCUCGGGUCUAGAUAUCCGCGAACGCUCGCUAGUCCUCCCAUCUUCCUUCCCCACUCGCGCGCCGCGCAUUGCAACAGACCCGAGCUCCGCGCCGCCCUGGCUCCGUACCUCGGCUAUCGAUGCCAGACUUGCUCUGUCUCAGAUAGUGCGCAACAUUAUGCAAUCCGCGCGCGGCCGUGGUGCUGAUCCGGACCAAGUCCGUGAUCGCAUCUGGCAGUUACGGCUUCUAUUUGACUGGCUCGAUCGAUCUUCGCCUGCUGCUGAGAACGGUGCAGAUUCGCUCUCGUCGUCAUCCUCUGCAGCACAGCCGCCUGGUCUUUGGCUAAGAAGGGACUUCGUUGAGGAGGCGAGGUGGUUGAUUUGGGGGGUGCAGGUUGGGGAUUCGGAUGGGCCGGUGUCAACUCUUACAUGA
This is a messenger RNA of Penicillium lagena, 6159 nucleotides long. RefSeq names its product anaphase promoting complex subunit 1. The coding region runs from base 1 to 6159 and encodes 2052 amino acids. The record is from RefSeq and is a predicted model, not a curated record. Gene Ontology annotation, cellular component: anaphase-promoting complex. The transcript is spliced from 2 exons. Gene Ontology annotation, biological process: anaphase-promoting complex-dependent catabolic process; metaphase/anaphase transition of mitotic cell cycle; protein K11-linked ubiquitination. Gene Ontology annotation, molecular function: molecular adaptor activity. Lineage: Eukaryota; Fungi; Ascomycota; Eurotiomycetes; Eurotiales; Aspergillaceae.